CGUGAAUUAGCUGUUCAUUGUCAUCGUUUUUCCACGAUUCGGAUUGGUUCUUGAAAUACGACCAUUCAUGUCGACGAGCGGUGCGCAACGACGAGAAGAAAUGUCUAAUAUUAUAUCCUGGGUGUGAACAAGUAUAAUCUAUAGCAUGUGAAUCCAUGAGGAAAUGACCGACGACGAAUAUAUGAACAAAACGAACGAGAGCAAUUAUCCUGAAGAAGAAAGACGAAAAAUAAAUAAUUAUAUGGAAAGGACCGAGUCAUAAUUCAUACAAACAUCGUAGGAGGAAUGCACAAAGGAUCGUAACACGAUACAUUGAGUGUAUGGAGAAAUGUGGGCAGGAAAUAUUGCGAGUGAAAAUUGUGAGCGAAGCGGAACAGUUAUAUCCUUGGAAACACUUGUAGCAAUAAUAAUUAUGGACCCCGAUAAGCGGAUCAAGUAAUCGUCGUCGCAGCAGAGACGGAGUACGAGGACAUUAUGCACGAACGUUGAACGAACCCGUGUCACGAACGGUUGGAAGAACGUGGUGAUGCAGCAGGGCAGGGGCAGGAAUGAGAAAUCCGAAAGGAGUGGGGAAAAGAGCUGCAGUUUCAUUGGAAACAUUGGAACGCCACUUCAAACUGAACCAAUCUCCACAGCGAUCGUGGAACGCGACGAUAUGAAAGCGUAGUAGCAGGAGUAACGCAGGAGAAGAGGGGUUGCAGACUCAACAACGGUUGAACUAUUAUAGUAUAAUUUGAUGGAAAAUAUGAGCGAGAAUGUUGAGCUUAUUCGACAACGGAAUGAAACGAGGAUUGAGACUUACGCCGGCCAGGAGGACUGCGAACGAAGAGGACAACAAAUGGAGAUGCGAAGAGAAAGUGAUAAAAAUGAGAACAAUGAUGAUCGAAAUAACGACGACGAUACGAGUUGAAUCGUACGACCGAAACGAGCGGUCUGCUGUACGAAAACGUGGUUUAUUCGGUCGAAACUUUGUCUGGAUUGAGACAUACGACGGAUUGAGUAUUCGGAAAAAUCGGACGAUUGGGAAAGUCUAUGAAUACAUGGAGAGGAAACUGACAGAAACGAGAACAACGCGGAAAAACAUAACGACGACGACGAUGAUGACGACGGCGGAAUUUCAGUCGUAUAAAAGUUUCAUUAUUUCGAUAACAGCUUAUUCGGUGGGAGAAAGGCUCGGAUUCGGGUAUACGACAUCGAAGACAACUGAUGGAAUGAAAAAAAAACUAACCAAGAGAUGUAGAAUAUAAGAAAACAGGGCAAAACGUUGACAUUUGUUUUAUAUAAAAUUGCGUUAACAAAUAUGUCGAACUUUCGACGUUGAAAGUCUAUUCCACAAUUUUUUGAGUCAUCGGAGGGAAAAUUUAAUCCACUUAAAGUAAUGCAUCGUGUGAAACAACGACGGGCUUCGAAUAAACACUUACGAGUUCAGGACGAAAUUUAGUUUGACAAUCGAAAAUAGCGAAAAAAUUUAAUAUAUUAUAAAAAAGCAAAGCGAUUACAUUUUCUUGUAUUAUACAAUUACGUUUGACAAAACUGAAACUUUCAACGUUGAAAAGUCGUUGUACGUAAAAUCAUAUUAACAUGGAAUAAUGUAUUUAGUGUUUACAAUGGCGUCCUCCUUUAAUGAAUCAAGUUGAAAAAGACGCUUCAAAGUUCGGCACAAAGGUUUGUCGUUAUAGUCGAUUAAGAAAAACAUUACCAAAGUUAUCACCUUCCGCGCAACCCUCGAAAACUAUGUUUUUCACGAUCGGCUAUAAGACGAACCGGGGUGCUUAAAUUUAUUACAUGCAGGUUUACAGCAUGUAAUGCAAAAACAACUUGAUUCAUUAAAGAAAAUGCGCUAUUAUAGAUUUAAAUUUAUUAUUACUUUUUUAAUUGUAAAAAUAAAUGUUAUGAUGUUAUCUGCAACACAGAAAUAU
This is a messenger RNA of Venturia canescens, 1919 nucleotides long. RefSeq lists its product as uncharacterized. Lineage: Eukaryota; Metazoa; Arthropoda; Insecta; Hymenoptera; Ichneumonidae. The transcript is spliced from 7 exons. The record is from RefSeq and is a predicted model, not a curated record. Bases 756 to 1247 code for a protein of 163 amino acids.